Molecule: messenger RNA, 1430 nt
Organism: Populus nigra (black poplar)
Lineage: Eukaryota; Viridiplantae; Streptophyta; Magnoliopsida; Malpighiales; Salicaceae
Product: basic leucine zipper 43-like
Exons: 1
Coding region: 426-1109 (227 amino acids)
Biological process (GO): positive regulation of DNA-templated transcription
Cellular component (GO): nucleus
Molecular function (GO): transcription cis-regulatory region binding; DNA-binding transcription factor activity
Source: RefSeq, a predicted model, not a curated record
UCACCUUAAUGCCUUUGAUGAUUUGGUCAGCCAUGACAUACAUGCAUGCGGCCCAGUUUCUCUCAUGGCUUGGGCUUCGCUAGCUUCGGCUAGAGAACCAAGCCACACACGUGUCUUCACGCCAGUAACCUCCCCAAUUAUUUGCUCCCCACACGCUCAUGCAACCAUGAUUCGACACGCUUCACUGUGGAGCAUAAUUUUUUUUGUUCCUUCAUGGCUAAGCUUAAUCAAGCCCAAUAAUUCUGCGGGCCCCAUCAGCUCUUGUCACUUUAGUUUGCCUUUUGAAAAAGACCAUCAUGGUGCCCACUGACUAGAAAGCCAAUCCCUGUACACAUACGGUGUAUGUACGUAAGACAUACGAUCUUGGACGAAUAUACCCUUGAGAAGGCAUUUUUCACGCCAGCGGGGUGGGUCCUACCAACACCAUGAAUUCUGCCCAUAAAUACGAGCCUCCUAUGAUGCAAUUCUUCCCUUUCCUCCUCCUCCUCCCCUCCCCUAUCUAUUUAGCAAUUUCUGUAGCCAUGUUGUCCACGGUUUCGGCCAUUUUCCCAUCGGUUGAACCGAUGGCCAGCAACCCCUUUCAGUCCUUCGAGAACGGCUUUACGCCUUGGGACUGUUUCGACCCCUUUUCAAGCUCUCCUCAGUCACCAAAACCUGUUGGUUCGAGUUCCGGUUCGGAUAAAUCCAACCAGGCAGGCCAAAACCCUGACAACUCGAACUCAAACUCUGGCUCCGACGACCCAAACCCUCAAGCUUCACUCAUAGAUGAGAGGAAACGCAGGCGGAUGGUAUCAAACCGGGAGUCGGCAAGGCGGUCACGGAUGCGAAAGCAGAAGCACGUAGAAAACCUAAGGAACCAGGUGAACCGGCUUAGGAUUGAGAACGGGGAACUGACGAACCGGUUGCGCUUUGUUUUGUACCAUUCCCAUGGUGUACGGACAGACUACGACCGACUCCGGUCUGAGUAUAGUACGCUCCGAAAAAAGCUGUCGGACAUACGGCAAAUUUUGAUGAUGAGGCAACUCCAAGAAUUGACGUCCGCGUGGCCAUGCAAUAAUAUGAUUACCACCACCACCGAACAAAUAGCUCCAUCAUUAAUCACUUCAUAAACUAUAAAAUAAACUCAGUAAAUCAUGAAACUGAAAGUUAAAACAGGAAGAAAACGAGGCUUUAUUUGUGGAGUCUCUUCUGAUCAGCACUCUUUGUAGAGUCUUAUAUAUAUAUAUAUGUAAAUGAUAAAUUAAGCUGCUAUGAAGCAAAACUUAAAUGGUGGGGUUUACGGUGAUUUUUGGUAAAGGGUGCUUUUAGGGCAAAAUGAUUGGCGGUUUUGGUGAGCCUUGGUUCAUUCUCAUGUAAAAAGACUAGUUGACUCGUGCUCGAUCGGUUAUUUAAAGCUAUAUUAUUAUCUAUCUUGUUUUCCUAUUGUUUAA